AUGUCAAACUGUCCAACAGCAACAGUCUUGGCUGUCAUCAGCCUGAGCCUGAAGACCACAGUGAAAUUCCAGUGUACCCUCACAACUGUCCACAAUGUUCCUAGUACUACAGUGGGAGUCUCAAAUUCCUCCUCAGAAGGACCUCUAUCACUGUUGGAGCUGGUGGCCACACCAAACUACCCUGUGGCAGCAGGUCAAACGGUCAAACUGCACUGCAGUGCUGUCCCCAUGUGGGACAUCAGUUGGCAACACCUGGAAAAUCAGACCUGGCAAAACGUGAGCGCUGAUCUGGAUCUGACUCUCACCGAGCCACAGCAGAGUGGAUUGUACCGCUGCUGUGCUAAGAACAGGGUACAGCAGAGGAGGAUUAGCCCUAACCACACAGUCUAUAUUGUCGCCAUGCAGCCAACAGUGGGGGAGAAUUUAGGAAUAACUGCCUUCGUCCUGUCUUUGCUGGCCUUGAUUAUCAAUAUUGCCAUUCUGUUUUGGCUGGGCUGGCAAAGAUUUGGUCACAUAUUGAUCAACUCCAGCACUGCGGCUAAAGGUUUUCCCGGACCUGAAAACUCACCAACGGGAGGUUUGCCACAGACUGAAAGUGAAAGAGAUGUGUACAUAAAUUAUACAAGAACCGACCAUGCCUACACUGAUCUGGACCCUGCCAAUGUGAUUGUGGAUAACGUGUACUCGUCUCUGUCAUGA
Monopterus albus (swamp eel) is the source of this 699-nucleotide messenger RNA. RefSeq lists its product as uncharacterized. The record is from RefSeq and is a predicted model, not a curated record. NCBI's taxonomy places the organism in Eukaryota, Metazoa, Chordata, Actinopteri, Synbranchiformes, Synbranchidae. Bases 1 to 699 code for a protein of 232 amino acids. The transcript has 7 exons.